Molecule: messenger RNA, 588 nt
Organism: Zingiber officinale
Lineage: Eukaryota; Viridiplantae; Streptophyta; Magnoliopsida; Zingiberales; Zingiberaceae
Product: secreted RxLR effector protein 161-like
Exons: 1
Coding region: 1-588 (195 amino acids)
Source: RefSeq, a predicted model, not a curated record
AUGAAUGAAGCCAACCCAGUUGUUUUCCCUACUGACUACAAAGGAGCAAUAACCUCUAUUACAGGAAGAGAAAAACCUGAUGUUGCUAUUUAUAGAGGUAUUGUGGGAAAUUUGAUAUAUCUAUCCCAUACCAGACCUGAUCUAAGUUUUCUGGUGAAUCUUCUCUCACGCUACAUGAGUCAACCAACUUCAGCACAUUUGGCAGCUGCUAAACGAGCCCUCAAGUAUGUGAAAGGCACAAUGGACUUGGGUCUGUUCUUCCCUGCAACAGGCGACAACGAAAGCUUCACAAAUUUAGAAGGAUACUCGGACAGUGAUUAUGCAGGGGCAGAGGAUGCAAAAAGUACUUCUGGUUAUAUCUUUUACCUCAACAACGCUCCUUUCUCCUGGAGCACAAAGAAACAAGAUGUUGUGGCACAAUCAACGGCGGAAGCGGAAUUCAUUGCGGCAGCUCUCGCUAGAAAUCAAUGUACAUGGAUACGACAAUUGCUAUCAGACAUUGGUUUCACACCAGAGGCAGCAACACCUUUGAUGAUUGACAACCAAGCUGCCAUAGCAAUUGCAAAGGAUCCUACUCACUUUAGUUGA